This is a messenger RNA of Cucumis melo (muskmelon), 1633 nucleotides long. Its product is annotated as organic cation/carnitine transporter 4-like. The record is from RefSeq and is a predicted model, not a curated record. Gene Ontology annotation, cellular component: membrane. Lineage: Eukaryota; Viridiplantae; Streptophyta; Magnoliopsida; Cucurbitales; Cucurbitaceae. Gene Ontology annotation, biological process: transmembrane transport. Bases 50 to 1633 code for a protein of 527 amino acids. Gene Ontology annotation, molecular function: transmembrane transporter activity. The transcript has 2 exons.
AAAAGUUUGUCAUUCUUAAAAAAUAUUGUAUAGCUCUCUUAGCCACACGAUGACAAUGACAUCGACAUCAAGUCAAGUUGAACUCCAAGAGCAAUACCUACAUCCAUUGCCUACGAUCGAACCCACUGUAGAAUCGGCAACAGAGAGGCUUACAAUUGACGACAUGCUGGGAAAGUACUGCGGUGAGUUUGGGGCAUGGCAAUGGAAGAACUUUGUGUUGGCCAAUUUGGGUUGGACCUUAGAAGCUCUACACACCAUGAUUGUCAUCUUCGCUGAUCACCAGCCUCGAUGGCGGUGCAUCAACCCAACGGACUGCAAUGUCGCUGCAACGAGCGUUUGUGGGAUGAAACCUGGAUCAUGGGAAUGGGUUGAAGGUCGCCGGAGCUCAACGGUGGCAGAGUGGAGUUUGAUUUGCGGUGAUAAGUAUAAAGUUGGGUUGGCUCAGUCCAUGUUCUUUCUUGGUUGCAUGAUGGGAUCUGCUUUGUUCGGCUACCUCUCAAACUCUACCUUGGGAAGAAAACGCUCGCUCGCUUUAGUUUCUUCACUGAACUCCAUAUUUGGGUUAUUAACAGCAGCAUCUCCGUAUUACUGGACCUAUGUCCUCCUCCGCUCCUUAACUGGAAUCAGCACCGGCGGGAAUGCCGUAUGUGCCUUUGUACUUGCCACUGAACCCAUUGGCCCAACAAAACGUGGUGCAGCUGGAAUGUCGUCGUUUUACUUUUUUGCCGGUGGGAUUGUCAUACUAUCAGGAAUGGCCUACACCAUUCAUCCAUGGCGUGAACUCUACAUAGCUUCCUCAAUUCCCUCUCUUGUCUUCCUCCUUGCCGUCCUGCCUUUCAUCUCCGAAUCCCCAAGAUGGUAUCUAGUUCAGGGGAAGAUUGACGAGGCCAUGAAGGUGAUGAAGUCCAUAGCCAAAUGCAAUGGUAAACACCUCCCCGAAGGAGUCAUCCUUCUACUCGAUCGAGAAGCUUUCAACAAAGAUGAUCAAAGAUCGGAGCUCAAACAUGUAGAAAAGGGUAACUUAGCAACCUUACUUCGUUCGCCGCUUGCAAGAAUUCGACUACUGGUAGCAAUUGCUAUAAGCUUUUUAGGGGCAGUAAUAUAUUACGGUUUAAGCUUAAAUGUCGUCAACCUAGAGACAAAUCUCUACCUCAGCGUUCUACUCAAUGCUGUUGCAGAGACUCCGGCGUUCGCCAUAACAGCAGUGCUGUUAAGUAGGGUUGGUAGGAAAGGGAUAGGGAUAGGUACAUUCUGGUUCAGUGGGGGUUUUUCCUUUAUUGGUAGCUUGAUGAAAAGCCAUGGGAAGUGGAAGGUAGCAAGAAUGGUGUGUGGGAUUAUGGGGGUAUUUGGGAUGGCUGGGAACUACAACUUGUUAUUUCUAUACUUGGAGGAGCUGUUUCCAACGGUGGUGAGGAACGUGGCAAUGGGGGCAGCCACCUCGGCAAUUCAAACAGGAGCGGCUUUGGCGCCGUUUGUGGUGGUUUUGGGAGGUGGUUCGGCGUUUGGGGUGUUUGCGGUAUGUGGAAUUUUGGGUGGGAUAUUGGUAUUUUUCCUGCCGGAGACACAUAAUAAGUCACUAUAUGAUACAAUGGCUGGAUUGGAGUAUGGGGAAAGAAGUUGUAUUAGUGGUUGA